Ictalurus furcatus (blue catfish) is the source of this 5357-nucleotide messenger RNA. RefSeq names its product mitotic deacetylase associated SANT domain protein b (gene mideasb). Gene Ontology annotation, biological process: negative regulation of DNA-templated transcription; regulation of transcription by RNA polymerase II. The coding region runs from base 1208 to 4600 and encodes 1130 amino acids. The record is from RefSeq and is a predicted model, not a curated record. NCBI's taxonomy places the organism in Eukaryota, Metazoa, Chordata, Actinopteri, Siluriformes, Ictaluridae. Gene Ontology annotation, molecular function: transcription corepressor activity. Gene Ontology annotation, cellular component: histone deacetylase complex; transcription regulator complex. The transcript is spliced from 13 exons.
GAACUUAUCAUCACUACAAUUUACUCAUUUUGCACAUAUCUGUUUAGGGAUUAAACACGAAUGUGCCAAUGUAAAAUUAACCCCCAGUCGAAUAUUUCGGUAUUUCUGCACUCGCCGGGUAUGGGUGUGUGUUUCUUUAAGCAAGUUGUGCGAAGUCUAACUCAAACACAUAGCCCACACACGUGGAGAACUGUCGCUAUUGAACACUCAAACACUUAAGAGCCAAUGAAUGCUCUUUGACGCCUUGGGAAUCACGUGACGUCCUACUCUGACUCUUAUUGGUCGCUGAGUAAUUAUGUCAGGCCCUGCUGGGGUUGCACUUUAUUUAGGUCAGACAUCUCAAUCUGUAUGUGGCUGAGAUUAUAAAACUUAAUUUUUACAGUUUAGUAAACAAUUCCUUAUCGCUUGUUUCAAGAGCAGUUUUUUUUUUUUUUUUUUUUACAGUUUCGCAGGGUGGCUUGUAAUAGAAAUAUAGCUUAUGAGAAAACUACACGUCGUUUAGAAAUGCCUUUACAGCUGAUCAAUGAAGGAUCAAACACUUUGACUAUCAGGUCAAUGAAUCACUCCAGCAGUGUAAUUUAUAUAUCCGCUUAUUACUGAAACAAAUGCCUACACAAACUUCUCAGAAAUACCUACAGUGAAAAAGCACACAUUAAAAAGUUAAUGCAUUUUAAAUACCUCGAAAUACUAUUCAGAACCUGUUUUUUUUUUUUUUCAGGGCUAGAUCCUACAUCCUAUAUGAGCGAUGUGCUCAUGUUACAAACUAGGAAGUGACGCUUGAAAGUCCCCCCCCCGCGCAUGAAGGCAGAGAGUACAGAAGAAGUGCUACGCGAAUUACUGAGGUUGUCACCCAUGAACACACAACAGAAAUUAAGUUCCUGGAGUUUCAAAUUGCCUUGAUUCACUAGGAAUAGAAGAAGACUUGGUACUAAGGAAAGCAAUAGACAUGUUUGAGGGUCUGUCAGUUGACACUGUGAUUUCUGCUAAUGGGAUGCUGCAGUUUUGCAUUUUAAAGCUGACUUCCGUUCCAACUAUGCUUAGCAGAUUUGGAUGACCACAGACUCUUCAAAGCCUCUAACUACAUUUGUGAACAAAGAGGGACAUAGACAGUUAAUCACACUGGAGAGAGCUUGGUGUGGUUUGGAGGUUUGAACUCUUCUUUACCCCUCCACGAGCUCACUCCAGCCCUCUCUUACCACCAAUAUUCAUGAUAGUCAUGAGUUUGCCAGCUCAACAGAAAGCCAACACAAAGAGGACAGGCAAACGCAUCACUUUCUUUAACGACCAGGGCGUUGCAAUGAAAGAAGCUUCUCAGCGCACGGAGGGCUCCUACUAUGGCAUGGGGGCCCCUCCCUCGGAGUCAGACCACAAUGACUCUGCGAGUGUGGAAAGCUCCACUGCUGAUGCACCACAUAUGUUUCUCAAUUCUGUAAUUUUCAGCCCAGAGAAGGGCAGCCAGAACCGGGGCCAUUACCAACAGACUAUGGCGAUGAAGUGGCCACACCAGGAGCUAUCCCAGCAACCUCAGCAGAGACCUGCAGCCUGGUCUCAGGGUGUCACAACGACCUGGGCUCAGAACUAUGCUCCAUACCUGGGAGCACAGACUGGAUUUGUGAAGCAGGUACCUGACGGCAUUGGAAUACCACAGCAGCAGCCAGCUGCCAUCAGGAUGGCCGAAAAGCAACAACAGACACCUAACACAGGCAGUGAAGCCUUUAGGGAUGCUUCUAAAGCCAGCAGUGGUCUGGACUGGGAGCAACAGCAACAAGCCUAUCAGCAGGGUCACAAUCCUGCACUUUUCAAUCCCCAGCAGAAUGUGACAUCCACCACUGGGAGCACAUCAGUGCUUCAGCCCUUUCGAUUAGCUUUCGGGCAGCCCAGGCAAAACUUGGCAGCAGGCUAUUAUCAGGUAUUCCAUGGUAACAGAGCCCUGCAAAAUGCGAAUUUUGUAAACAGCACCCAAACAAAUUCCCAGAACCGAAUUCAGCAGCAACUUCAGCAGCAGCAGCACCAACAACUGCAGCAGCAGCAAAUCCAAAGACUGAUGCUCCAUAAACAGCAAAUUCAGCAGCAAACACAACAGCUAGUACAUCACCAACAAAUACUGCAACAUCAACAACAGUCGCAACAAUUGGCGCAAUCGCAACAGACACAGCCACAACAAGAAGUACAGCAUUUAAACCAGAUCCAGCAGCAGUCGAUACAAAUGCCACAACAGAUACAAAUACAACAGCAAGCACAGCCACUACAACAGCAAUUGCAGCAAUUGCAAAAAUCUCAGCAGCAGACAGCGCAACAGCCCCAAUCAUUAAACCAGCAAAAUGUCGAACAGAUACAAAAGCUGCAGCAGAAUCAGCAAGUAGUGGAAUAUUCAUCCGCAGGAAAACAACCACAAUCGCUUCCCCAACUCGACCAAUCAACAGGGCAAUCCCAGGACACACCUGAAUCAACACAGCCCCAGGAAAAUGCUCCGCAGUGCCCUCCAGUCCUUCCUCAGGCAUCUGCUGAGACACAGCAACCUGGACCACGGAGGUCUCGACGCCUCUCCAAAGAGGGCGGAGGACAGGCAACAGAGAAUCCUGUCCUUAUGCCUGCUGAGCAACAGACUCAGGGCUCUCAUAAUGGAGCCACUGAUGCAAGCGAAGCUGGAGCCAAGCAGGCCAUCCGAGCUGCUCCUACAGGAGUCAUCCAGAGCACGCGGCGAAAGAGGAGGGUGUCCCAAGAAGCCAACCUGGAGACGUUGGCUCAGAAGGCCUCCGAGAUGGAGUCCUUACCUUCACACACAGUCAAGGAGUCUCACAGGUCCUGGAGCCCCCCGGCGUCAGGCCCCGGUCGAGGGGUUGGAGAGAUGGAGGGUUUGAGUGCCAAACGUGUGAGAGAUGAGGGCCUGGUGCCUCUGGUGAUCCCAGUGUCGGUUCCUGUACGGCGCGCAGACCCCACUUCUUUGGACCAGGAGCAAACCUCUCUCUCAGCCAGCUGGCCCCUUCGGCUCAGUGACCCAAACCGGACUGACCACAAACCCUCCGUCAUUGUCACACGCCGCCGCUCGCUGCGCAACUCUGUGUCUGAGAGCUCGAGCCAGAACGGCGGGCCUGAGCUCGGUGGCGACGUAGAUGGCAAAUCGUCCAAGGCGAAACGGCGUCCUCGGCCGGAGCCGCUCUUCAUCCCUCCGCCCAAAGUGAGCACUUUGAUCGCGCCACCCGUUUACUCUAGCAUCACGCCCUACCAGAGCCACCUUCGCUCACCAGUAAGGCUGGUUGAUAACCCGCUCACACUGCCUCCUUACACCCCUCCACCCAUCCUCAGUCCUGUAAGAGAAGGCUCGGGCCUUUACUUCUCGACCAUCCUCUCUGCUGCUGCGGCUGUCGCGGGAACACAAGGCCUACCGCCGCCCGCUACGCCCAAAUCAGCCACCCGUAGCCUCCUCCGCUCUAACAGCACUGAGAUCACUCCUCCAGUGUUGUCUGCUAUGAGCGAGGCUACUCCUGUCAGCGUUGAGCCGCGGAUAAACAUUGGGCAGAGGUACCAGGCGGAGGUGCCGGAGCUGAAGGAGCGCUCAGCUGCGCAGCUCGACCCACACAAGGCUGAGAUGGUGUGGGCGCCACUGCCUGAGCUGGAGUCCAAAGGCCAGCAGCAGGAGAGAGUGAAUGACCUAAUGCACCUGGCCUGCUCCAGUGCACUGUGUGGAGGAGGGACCAAUCAGGAGCUGGCCUUGCACUGUCUCCACGAGUGCAAGGGUGAUAUCAUGGGAGCCCUUGCCCUCCUUCUGUUGAAAAACCCCAUCUUUCCCAAAUUUCAUCCUCUGGCAGAUUACCACUACUCCGGGUCUGACAGCUGGACACCUGAGGAGAGACGCUGCUUCAACAAGGGCAUCUCUACUUACAAGAAGGACUUCUUCAUGGUGCAGAAAAUGGUAAACUCCAAGACAGUGGCUCAGUGUGUGGAGUUCUACUACACCUACAAGAAGCAGGUGAAGAUCGGCAGGAAUGGCACGCUCCUCUACGGUGAAGCAGAGCCUCCUGAAACACGGCCCCCGGAGGAGGAGGUGGACUAUAAAGGUUCACAGAGAUUUGAUUUGCGAAAGGAAGAGGAACAGGACAGGAAGUGGGAGGUAUCAGGGGACAGGAAGCGAGAGAGCAGCCCUGACAGGGUGACUCAAUCUCUACAGGCCAAUGAAAGUACUGGGGUAGUACUGGUCCUAAGGAAUCAGCAGGAUGGAAGACGGGACCAUCCAACGGUUACGGUGAGCCACGCCCCCACGGUGCCUCCUAAACCCCGGCCAGAGAGCACAGUGCGGAAGAGCGGGGUUGGGACAAAGGGCUCUGCAGGACAAGAGGGAGAAUUUCCAUGCAAAAAAUGUGGAAGGAUAUUCUAUAAGGUGAAAAGCCGGAGCGCUCACAUGAAGAGCCACGCCGAGCAAGAGAAGAAAGCGGCGGCUCUCCGGCAACGCGAGGCCGAGGAGCGUGCGGCGGCCGCUGCAGCAGCCUUAAUAGCUGCUCAACAGAAUGGAUCUCGAGGGGAGCAAGCGGCGACACGGCGAGCCAGCAGCGAGGACUCCUCAGACGAGGAAGACUCCACAGACGAUGAAGACUGGCACUAGCAAAUACUUGGGUCUCUUUUUUUGCUUGCUGGAGCUGGGACUCGUUUUCCAACACGACCUGAUGCGCUGGUCUGGCUGAGGAGGAAUAACGGGGAGAUAGAACAUGAACGUCUUCAGGGACUAACUUACUCCAUUAAUGUGUGUGUGUGUGUGUGUGUGUGUGUGUAUGGGCAUGUGCCAGAGUGUGAGUGUCAAAGAGAAGCAUUCAGGGUUUCUCGGUCAGACAUAGGGCUAUAGGGAGUACAAGCCAACGGUGUGUGUCUGUGUGUGUCUGUGUGUGUCUGUGUGUGCCAGAGAGUUAGUGUGAAAGAGAAGCAUUCAGGAUUUCUCGUUCAGACAUAGGGCUAUAGGGAGUACAAGCCAAGGGGUGUGUGUGUGUGUGUGUGUUUGUGUGUGUGUGUGUGUGUGUGUGUGUUUGUGUGGGUGGAGCGAGGGGCAGUAAAAAACACUGUCUCAAAACACAUUCAGACCCCUUACACACACUGCUCCACCUGCUUCCCCUACUCACCUACCCAGCCCAGACUCGCUUCACCUCUCUAUUAUCCGCUGUGACUCAGUGCUCCGGACUCUGCAAGACAUACAAACUGGCAAAGACAGGAGGACGGACUAAUGUCUCUCUUCAUACCCGCGUUUUUUUCCUCUUUUGAUUUUUCUAAAUGAAAUGUGUUUGAGACUCUCUCUUACGGUUGACUGCCAAAAGCUUGCACAGCUGUACUUGUGCACUAGUUUGUUUUUGUCCCCCCCCCCCCCCCCCCCC